UCCCUUGCCCUUCCACCCGCUCUUCUCCAGCCGCGAGCCCCGCCCCCUCCUCGUGCUCCCCCCAGCCCCUCCACGUGCUCGGCUAGCCCCGCCCCCAGCCCACCCUCACCACCUCCAUGGCGGCGGCCCAGAGCCCCGGGGAGAGGAUCAACAUCCAGGGGGGCGAGGGCCCCCCCGGCCGGGGCCCCACGAAGGCCGGGAACGGCUGCCCGUGCGGAGACGCGCCGGCGGCGGCGCCGGCCUCGGGGCGGCGGCGGUCGUGGCGGCACAAGUGCGCCUCGUACGUGCUGGCGCUGCGGCCCUGGAGCUUCAGCGCGUCGCUGAGCCCCGUGGCGCUGGGCAGCGCGCUGGCCUACCGCUCGCAGGGCGCGCUGCAGCCGGGCCUGCUGCUGGGCAGCGCCGUGGCCGUGCUGGCCGUGCACGGCGCCGGCAACCUGGUCAACACCUACUACGACUUCUCCAAGGGCAUCGACCACAAGAAGAGCGACGACCGCACGCUGGUGGACCGCAUCCUGGAGCCGCAGGACGUGGUGCGCUUCGGCGUCUUCCUCUACACGCUGGGCUGCGUCUGUGCCGCCUGCCUCUACUGCCUGUCGGCGCUCAAGCUGGAGCACCUGGCGCUCAUCUUCUUCGGGGGCCUCUCCAGCUCCUUCCUCUACACCGGAGGAAUUGGAUUCAAAUAUGUGGCUUUGGGCGAUCUGGUCAUCCUUAUCACCUUCGGUCCGCUGGCCGUCAUGUUCGCCUAUGCUGUGCAGGUGGGGUCCCUGGCCAUCUUCCCAUUGGUCUAUGCCAUCCCCUUGGCUCUCAGCACUGAAGCCAUCCUCCAUUCCAACAAUACCAGGGACAUGGAGUCCGACAGAGAGGCCGGCAUCGUCACCCUGGCCAUUCUCAUCGGGCCCACCUUCUCCUACAUACUCUACAACACCCUGCUCUUCCUGCCCUACCUGAUCUUCAGCAUCUUGGCCACACGCUACACCAUCAGCAUGGCACUGCCCCUGCUCACCAUUCCCAUGGCCUUUUCACUCGAGAGACAGUUCAGGAGUCAGACCUUCAACAAGCUGCCUCAGAGGACUGCCAAGCUCAACCUUCUGCUGGGGCUCUUCUACGUCUUUGGCAUCAUCCUGGCGCCAGCAGGCUCUCUGCCCAGACUCUAAAGGGACCGGGGCGCCUCCACUCCAGGUUGAGAUCAGAGUGUCUGAGCACAGACCAGAUCUGGUGACCUCUCACCCUUUGGGCUAAUCUCCAGAGGCUGGUCAUGUUUUCUCACAGCCUUUAGAAGGAAUCCUAUUUGAAUGAUGGGGAUCAGGGCGAUCCAGGCGCAUGAUGGUCCACUAGAGGGCAGUGUCAGGUCACUGAAAUGAAGCUGCUCCUUCCACGAGUGAGUGCCCAGAGGGCUCUCACCUCACCAUCCCCCUUGAAUUAGGACCAUAAUUAUCAGUACUUCUUAGAGGGCUUAUUUAAACUAUGUUUCUUACUGAUCUUGGUCUUCUAUGGUGAUUAUACCAGGCUCAAUUAACAUGGGCGGUGCCUGUCUUUUCCCCUUUGAACUCUGGUCCAGAAAAAAGUACUGGAUGCUCAUUCCUCAUUUAGCAGCCCAGCGAGGUUCAGGAGUGUUUGCCCCUGGAUGCAGUCCCCUCUUGUCAGUUGCCACAAUUGACUAAAAAUAUCAGGCCGCCCUUUAGCAAAGGGCAUAGCUGGGGACAAGCAAAAAAACCCAAAACAGUCCCUAGAAGGGUAGUCUAGUAGUUUGUGUGGAGAGGGGAAGAGUGGCUGUUUCCUUGUAAAUCUGCCUGAAAAGACAGAAGGGAUUAGGAAUUUCAAUAACCCUUGGCCUGAAAACUGUGGUAGCCAUGACAGCUUGGUAGCCUGAGGGCAUUGGGGAGACUGUUUUCAGCCCCUCCCCUUUAACAGUUUCUUUUGAAUACCCUUGUCCAUUUAUCACAAGCAGGAAAAAAACCUUAGCUUUCAAUAACUAGAUUUCAUGGUAAGAGCCUAAGAACUGUUGCAGAGAUGCUACUUUGCUCUCUGCCCCAGGGUAAACAGACUAGGUACAUAGAUCCUUAUUGUUCCCAGGUCAGACUGGUGGGCCAUUUCUGAGCAGGAGUAAGCCCUACACAGCUAAUUAGUUUGUCUAUUUGAAGACAGAUGCAUUUUUGGCACAUUUUCACUAGAGGUUGCUUGAGAUGAAACCUGGGGAGGACCUUGCUAAGGAUACACUAAAAAUGGGAUGGGUUUUGUGCUUGUCUGGGCCUGUGUUUCCAUUUCCUUGAGGACAGAAGGUGCUUCAGAGACCGAGUCUGCUCACUUAAAUUAGGAACAUCCAGGCCAGAGAUCUCACAGGGUACUAGAUUCAUCCACAUUCUCUGUUAGGGCAUAUUGGCAUCAUCUGAUCAGAUUUUUGUUCCCUGUCCUGACAGCAGAGUUAAGGUUUUUGUGUCCAGGGUAGUGGCAUAAACCCCAGCUGGUGGACCAGGUUCACUGCACAGAUCACAGACCAGACUGCUGGGCCAGAAUUGGUCACAUCACGAGGAGAAAGAGGGUAGAGACCACCAAGGUUCUUUUUAAAGGUGCUUAGCAAAGGUUCUUGAGAAACCAGCAGUAAAGAGACAGGGUGAGGUCCUUGGCACUCUUUCCCCAAGACCUUUUUAAGAAAUGCCAAAGUUGCGUAGUUGCAGGGGCUCCUCUUGUCCUGUGGAACGGCGCUUUUCAGAUCUCAGGCCUUGAGGUUGGGGAAUGUAGUCUUCAGGUAGGUGAUCCCCAAGUUGGCUACCAUGUCUGACCAGACCCGCCCCAUCUGUAUCAUCUACCUACAUGCUAGAGUUUAGUGCCGAUUUUAAUACAUUUUUGUAUGGAGUUUUAUAUACAGCUCACCAUGUAUUUAUAUGGCUGUCCUUGAUUCAGUGAAGUUUUCUUAGUCCUGUUGAUUUAAAAAAAAAAAAAAGAAUUCACUCAUGAUGGUCUCUAGCUUCUUUGCCUUCUCCCAACCCCCUUUUACUUUGGAUCUCUUAGGAUCUCUGGAACGUGUGAUAGAUUGGUGUUGUUAGCCCAAAGUCAUUUUUAAUUCAUUGUGCUUAGCCAGACUUGUUUUUGUAGUUUAGCUAAGCUAUGUCUGUCUA
Messenger RNA from Dromiciops gliroides (monito del monte), 3116 nucleotides. RefSeq names its product UbiA prenyltransferase domain containing 1 (gene UBIAD1). The record is from RefSeq and is a predicted model, not a curated record. Gene Ontology annotation, biological process: menaquinone biosynthetic process; vitamin K biosynthetic process. NCBI's taxonomy places the organism in Eukaryota, Metazoa, Chordata, Mammalia, Microbiotheria, Microbiotheriidae. Gene Ontology annotation, cellular component: Golgi membrane; endoplasmic reticulum. Gene Ontology annotation, molecular function: prenyltransferase activity.